GCUCUCAGCUCGGCACUUUCUUCAGUAGCUGCCAAGAGAGGAGGAGGAGGAGGAGGAAAAGUGAGGCUGGAAGAAACAGACUGAAACACAGAUAGAGAACAGAAAGAGAGAGAGAGAGAGACUUGGACCAACCUGUGACUGCUUGCCUCUGCCCGGCUGACUGUGUGUGUGUGUGUGUGUGUGUGUGUGUGUGUGUGUGUGUGUGUGUGUGUGUGUGUGUGUGUGUGUGUGCGCGAGACUGGAGGGAGACUACAAGUGAUGCCUCACACAGUCCCGAGCAGCACAUAGCCAGGACUUUGCUCAGCUUUCUUUGCCCCCCCUAUACCCCCCUCCUUCUGUUUCAAUGAUGAGAAGAGAUCGCAUCUUAUUAGCUGUGACCCUCACGGCCGUCUUCUCCGCCGACCUCUACUUCAUCCUCUUGCCAAAGAUGCGGAGCAAGGGCCUGACAUCGGGACACUCCUGCUCAUGUGGCCCCAACAAACUCACCCUCCCCCCCAGCCAGGGGGGUCUGGCCACGCCGCAGCUCUCCAACUGGACUUCUGCACCACUCCUGGACGGCACCACGUCUGAGCCUGCGUACGGAGGCUCAAAACUGGUGAGGCUUUUCUCUCACCCUCUAUACAACAUCCAGACUCCGGCUCUGGGGCCAGAAGAGAGACUGCUGCAGGUGGAACAGCUGAUUGACUACUAUAGGAGGAAAGUGUCGCACUGGGAAAGACAUAUGAAGCUCUACAGUCUGGCAGCGGCUCUGGCUAACAUCACUGUGACUAAUCAUGAGGUGACCUACGACCCUGAUACCAGCUGGCUGAAGUUCCACCUGGGAAUAAACCGCUAUGCUCUGUACUCCCGUGAUGACCCUACUGUCCUUCAACUUAUCAAGGACAUGCAGAGCAUGACAGUCAUCAGUGCAGAUUACACUCAAGAUGAGAAAGCCCUAAAAGGAGCGUGUGAUUGCACCCAAGUGGUGAAGCCCAGCGGACAUCACCUGAAACUGGCCCUGAAAAUGCGCAACCUAGCUAAAGCCAUGUUUAAACCAAUGAGGCAGCAGAGGGACGAGGAGACUCCAGAAGACGUCUUCUAUUUCGUUGACCUCCAGAGACACAAUGCAGAGAUUGCUGCUUUUCAUCUGGACAGGAUCCUAGACUUCCGGAGAGUUCCUCCAGUGGUUGGCAGGCUGGUGAACAUCACUAGUGAAGUCCUAAAAGUAACCCAGAAUGAAGACCUACGAGCUGUGUUCUUCACCUCCCCGGCAAACAACACUUGUUUCUUUGCCAAGUGCCUGUAUGUGUGCAAGACAGAAUAUGCAGCGUGCGGGAGCCCCGACCUGCUGGAGGGCUCCCUGUCCGCCUACCUGCCGGGACUCAGCAUUGCUCCCCGCAUCUCCAUCCCCAGCCCGUGGAUCCGUUCCUACACCUUCACCGGACGGGAGGAGUGGGAAGUGAAUCCUUUCUACUGCGACACAAUAAAGCAGCAGUACCCCUAUAACUCAGGAAACAGGCUCCUAAACAUCAUAGACAUGUCCAUCUUCGACUUUCUCAUAGGGAACAUGGACAGACACCACUAUGAGAUUUUUACCAAGUUUGGGGAUGAAGGCUUCCUUCUUCACUUGGACAAUGCCAGAGGGUUUGGGAAGCACGCUAAAGAUGAGAUGUCCAUCCUGUCUCCACUGUCCCAGUGCUGCAUGAUAAAGCAAUCCACACUACUAAGGCUGCAGCUCCUGGCCCAAUCAGAGUUCAGGCUCAGUGAUGUGAUGAGGGAGUCCCUGCAGGAAGACUCUUUAAGGCCCAUCCUGACAGAGCCCCACCUGUUGGCCCUGGACCGCAGGUUGCACAAGGUCCUCCGAGUGGUCCACCAGUGCGUCCGGAGGCUGGGCAAAGACGAAGUGAUCACUGAGGACUUUUUUAAAUCCACAGUGACUCCCGAGGCUGCCACAGACGGGACGAUGCAAAGGUAACAGAGGAUGCGCUCGGCUUCUGGCUGCUCGGGAAGAGACUCGUAUAAAUAAGACUCGAUAAAUUUUUAGGAAAAAGCCGUGAGUCUUCAUCACAGAAGGAAGGAAUCUCUGACACCUUCACAUUUUUAAAUAAAGACCCUGUUUUUUUUUUUUUUAAAUGAAAUAAAAUGAAGCUUUGUGAGUGGAAACUUACAGCAUCUGAUAUGUAGAGCCACCACUGGAUCAGCUUUUUUUUUUUAAUGAUUGUUGGUUUACACUGUGGAUGUGGAAAGAGAGCUCUGCGUGUCCGUGACAUAUAAUCAGAAAAUAAAGUCUUUAUGUGAUGAUUCUGCAAGUUCUGAGGAGAAGUUAUCACCUUAGAGCGGCAGACUGUGUGUGCGCGCGCUCAGCCAUAUGUUUGUGAGAAAAGUGCUACCUAUUAAACAGCCACUUAGUUUACUCCACCCUGUUUUCCAGACUUGUAAUCCUCCGUCUCAUCAGAGUGUUUAAACAGCUUCACAACGUCACCGUCAGCUCCGCCAGGCAAGGAUACAGAAACAGCAAACCCAAAACAAUUAGCAAAUAUGCAUUUCGUUGCACCACAGUAAUAACUCUCACCCAAGCGGACUUGUGUGAGGUUUUCGUCUGAACAUGUCAGAGCUUUGACCCGUUCAUUCCCUUUGUUCUCCUCCAACUAACCUGAUAGUCUGCGUUGCUCUGUGAUGUAGAGUAAGAUAAAUAACCACAACUAUUUUUAAGAGACUUUAGAGCCAAGUGGAGUCAGACUUGAGCUUGACAAAGCAGAAAGAGUGGCUGAUAAGGAUCCUUUACUUAAAACAGGCCCUCGAGCACAGGUAAAUCCCUUCAUACCGAAGCAUUUUUACAAUACGCCUUCUCUAAAAGCUUUCAGUGAAUGAAUGUCUAAAAUAAAAGAUUUACCAAAGGAAAGCACAGAGAGGAUUUGCAAAUAACCAGUAGCUAAAGUUUAGAGAAAUAUAAAUGUUGGGUCAUAGUGCCAAAUACAACAAUCUAACUUUAAAUGUGCUCAGUUGAAUAAUAUCUGCUAAAGACGGAGUUUUAAAAAGCUUGAGAAAAAAACAAAUUUAUUAUAAACUGGACAAAAUUCUCAAAUGAGGAAUGAAGAAUUGUAUCUGUUGUUUAAAUUGUUUAAUUUAGGCUUUUUCUUGUUGAGCAAAUCAAUGUUGUUUAUUUUUCUGUGCAAUACCUCCACCUAGUGUGCAAAUUUGAUAUUACAUCUUUUUGAAAAUACAGGGACAUGGCGGGCAGGUGCUUUUCUUAAACUUUACUAUUAGAUAUUUCGAGGUGUUGAACUGCUGGUUGGGUAUUUUAUGAAAUAAAGGACAUUCA
Messenger RNA from Maylandia zebra (zebra mbuna), 3301 nucleotides. RefSeq names its product FAM20A golgi associated secretory pathway pseudokinase (gene fam20a). Gene Ontology annotation, biological process: enamel mineralization. Lineage: Eukaryota; Metazoa; Chordata; Actinopteri; Cichliformes; Cichlidae. Gene Ontology annotation, cellular component: Golgi apparatus. The record is from RefSeq and is a predicted model, not a curated record. Gene Ontology annotation, molecular function: protein serine/threonine kinase activator activity.